Molecule: messenger RNA, 954 nt
Organism: Zonotrichia albicollis (white-throated sparrow)
Lineage: Eukaryota; Metazoa; Chordata; Aves; Passeriformes; Passerellidae
Source: RefSeq, a predicted model, not a curated record
CUGUCCCCAGCCGUGCUGCAGCCACAGGCCACCGUGGUGGCCACCCUGGGAGGGCUGCUGGCCACCGUGCCCACAUGGGAGGAGGAGAUGCUGCUCGAGUCCCCAAAGCGACUGUACAGGGAACUGCAGGAAUUCACCAAGGAGCUCUGGGCCACCCUGUAUCGCAUUGAUGACACCUGGAGGCGCCACAAAGUCACCGAUGAUGAUGAUGGCAGCCCUGUCACCUCCCUGAGCCAGGCCCUGGCUGCCUACAAGAGCACCACACACACCACCCAGGACAAUGUGACAAUGGCAGCCAGCAAGUGGCAGGGGUUGGUGGCUGUGCUUAUGAACAGCUGGGCCCGGCUGGCCAGGAAGGCCACUGAGCUCCACAACACCUGCAGGGAUUUGGCCACCAAGGCAGCCGACAGGGUGGCCACUGCCUGGGCCAGGGAGCUGCAGGAUGAGGCUGCCCGUGAUGGGACAGCUCAGGAAAACAUGGUGGAGCUGGGUCAGGCCCUGGGCAGGGAGGAGGGGGCCGAGGUAGUGCCCAGACCUGAAUCCCCGGUGAGGAAACAGGCCAGGGUGGCUGCCAGCGAGGCAACAACGACCACCACAGAGACACAGCGGGUGUGGAUGGCCCUGAGGCCCCUGCGGCGCUUGGUGGCCACGUGUGGUGAAGCCACUGUGUUGCCCUGGGAGCUGCAGCUCCUGCUCAGGGACACCGAGGCUGCCCUGAGGGGGACAAAGAAGAAGUUCCCCACUGUCCCUGACGCCUUGGUGGCCAAGGUGGCCAAGGGCGAGCAGCUGUGGGAGGCCAACGCCCGCCUGGCAAAGGAUCACCUGCUGGGAGCAGUUGACAACUUCAUCGAGUACUAUAGCAAGGGUGGUCCUGCCAGCCUCAGCCCCUGUGAGGUGGCCAAGUGGUGUCAAAGAGCUGCCAAGGACAUCCCGAAUCUGCUGCAGGGACAGUGA